CCGUGUUAAAAAUACACAAUUAUUAAGACAAAAAGUACUGGCCAAAGUUGUGGGAGCAUUUUACAUUGUUUGGAACAAAUCAAUACAACAUACAUGCAUAUGCAGGUAGUGUUUCCAGGCAUUUAGCAUAAAAGUGGAUGUAUUAGUGAGGCGGGCCCGUGGUGAAGUGAGAGUGAGACGAUACAGAUAAUCCUCUUAAAGCCUGCAGGUAUUAGGUUUUAUGCUGAUCCAUUGUGAAGACGUGUCCUGCGUCCUACAUAAACCGUUGGCCAUCUCGCUUGUGUUGGGCCGCUCAGCUAGGCUUUGGCUGUCAUUGUGAUACAUUGCUGCAUUGCCUGACGCUGCAAGGUUUUGGGUGAUCCACCGAUGUGAACUGAAACAUGCCAAAGUGGUUUGGGAUCCUGUCACUCCCAGUCAUUUGGGGAGAGAGCUGGACUGUCCCACUGUCACUUAAUACAUCUUAAUCUACCACAGCCGGCAGCAUCUCUGCUUUUUGGAGGAACAUGUAUUGCCUGAGAAGGAAGCGGCUGCAGUUGAGGCGAGUCUUAUUCCUCCUCACUGGCAUCUUCAUCUGCAUUCUGUACCAGUUGACCAUCAGUGCCAGACGCUACGAGACUUUGCCUUUGCCUCAGUUUAGAGAUGCUUUCACUGAGGGUUCGGCCGGUUGGGUCGAGGAUGUUAUGGCCGAGAGCAGAAUCAAAUCGGAGCCGAGAAAUCAAACGACACCAGAGCCUGACACUGUGACCUCAUCAACUAACACAACCGAUGAAGCGAAAACACCAGCGGUCGCCACCACCAAUAGAACUAUUGUCCACUGCAUCUAUGUGCCCCCUGAUCCUAAGGAGGAGGCCCCCAUCACUCCACCGUCUCCUACUGAUGCUCCUCACAUGAAGGGAGAGUACCCUGAAGAUCUUUUUUCAGUGGAAGAGCGCAGACAAGGCUGGGUUGUCCUCCACAUCAUCGGCAUGAUGUACAUGUUUGUGUCGCUCGCUAUCGUGUGUGAUGAGUUCUUCGUGCCUGCACUGGGGGUCAUCAUAGACAAGCUAGCCAUCUCCGAUGAUGUAGCAGGAGCUACUUUCAUGGCGGCGGGUGGCUCCGCCCCUGAGCUCUUCACUUCUUUGAUUGGUGUUUUCAUCGCCCACAGCAAUGUGGGCAUAGGCACUAUUGUUGGCUCAGCGGUUUUCAACAUUCUGUUUGUGAUCGGGAUGUGCGCUUUGUUUUCCCGGGAGGUUCUUCAUCUCACAUGGUGGCCCCUUUUCAGAGAUGUAUCAUUCUACAUACUGGACCUCAUCCUGCUCAUCAUCUUCUUCCUGGAUAAUGUCAUCAUGUGGUGGGAGAGUAUGACGCUCGUGGCCAGUUACACCUUGUAUGUCAUCUUUAUGAAGUUUAACAGCCAAAUAGAACACACUUUCAAGAAUCAGCUUCAAAAACACAAGAACAUUGUCCGAGUUAUUACCGAUGAGGACCCUGAGGCGACUGGGGACGAUGACAAAAAUGCCCCUCCAGCUCCAGAAGACAAGAAUCGGUUGAAGUUGAAGCCAUCUCUUCAGCGUGGUGGAAGUUCAGCGUCUCUGCACAACAGCACCAUGAGAAACACCAUCUUCCAACUUAUGAUCCACACGUUAGACCCCCUGGGAGAAGGGAAAUUCAAGGACAAAGCAGAGAGUCUGAAUAAUGUUGUAAGACGGAAGACUGACGGCAACAUUUCUUCAAAAAGCGAAGAUGAAGAUGACGAUGACGAGGAGGAGCAGGCCAGUGAGGCUGAAACUUCUCCUGCUGCAGAAUCCGAGAAGACGGAGCCACCAAAAGACAAGAAGGUACUCCCCAAGCAUGUGUUGGUGCCUAUCAAAAAGCCCAGAAGUCAAUCUUUGAUACCUUUAUAUGAGGACGAGCCUGCAGGAGGCGACGGGUCUGAUAGUGGCGAGGAGGACAGCGAUGAAGACAGUGAUGAUUCCAGUGAAGAUGAGAGGGAUGAGAAUGAGGAAGAACCUCUGUCGCUAGAGUGGCCUGACACCCCACGGAAACAAAUCACUUUUCUCCUCCUGCUGCCCAUCGUCUUCCCUUUGUGGCUCACUGUUCCCGAUGUCCGCAAACAGAGUUCCAGAAAGUUUUUUGUGGUCACUUUCUUGGGCUCCAUUCUGUGGAUAGCAAUCUUCUCCUACCUCAUGGUGUGGUGGGCCCAUCAGGUGGGUGAGACCAUCGGCAUCUCUGAGGAGAUUAUGGGCUUGACUAUCCUGGCUGCAGGAACGUCCAUCCCUGACCUCAUCACCAGUGUGAUUGUGGCCCGUAAAGGCCUUGGUGACAUGGCCGUGUCCAGCUCUGUGGGCAGUAACAUCUUUGACAUUACUGUAGGUCUUCCAGUGCCGUGGCUCCUCUACUCGUCUUUCCACGGAUUGGUUCCUGUGGCUGUCACCAGCAAUGGCCUCUUCUGCGCCAUUGUGCUGCUUUUCCUCAUGCUCCUCUUUGUCAUCAUCUCCAUUGCGUCGUGCAAAUGGAAGAUGAACAAGGCUCUGGGUUUCACCAUGUUCCUGCUCUACUUCAUCUUCCUGGUGCUGAGUGUCAUGCUGGAGGACCGCAUCAUUAUCUGUCCUGUUUCCAUCUGAGAGUGACAUCACACCCACACAUAUUUUUAGAGUCUGUUCAGAAUGCUGCUGUAGCCUCUAGUCAUGUUAUUACAACGGUCUGCAUUGUCAUAUUUUGGUGCUAGUAGCUGCUUUUUUUGGGGAUUGUACAAAAAUAAUUUUUGCAAUAUAAGGAUGAAUUGAUUGUUAUUUUGUGCAGGAAAUGAAACCUACUGAAUAUGCACACCAUAGAACAAUUGUGCAAACAACAUAUCCAUUUAUUUUUUUUAUAUAGUUUCAUACAAAUUAGUGUCCAUCUUAGCAAAUGAUAAAUCACAAACAUAGUCACAACUGACAACAGGAUGAAGGAUGUUUUGGUCACAAGUAUUUUUUUUUGUACAUACAGUCAAAGGCUAAUGUACAUGCUAUGAAACAAUGCUUAUUCCAAGCAAGCACACAACUUUGUUCCUUGGUUUGAUCACCUUUGGAUAUGAUUUGAAGUCAGGGCAGGGCAGAGCUGUUUAGUUUCAAACCUGAAACCUUGCACAAAAAUUGGGAUUUUGUGCAAGCAAACCUGCUUUACCGUCAUUUUUCAAGUCAAGUUUACUUACCCAGUAGUGUUACGACAUCAACAGAAUAGUUACAAUAGAACCAAGUGAAUAUAGCUAUAGUUUGACUUAGUUGAUUAUGACUGUACUGUACGGAGGAACUACUGUAUAUCAUUGGUGGUCCCUUAUAACACGUUGUUACAUAAUAAAUCUCACUUUAAAAAGGGUAUUGCUUUAAAAACUGUAAAUAAAUCACAUUAUAAUCUCCCUUGUGGGUUCUUUUGGUACAUUAUAGAAAAAAGUCAUACAUUAAUAAACA
Doryrhamphus excisus (bluestripe pipefish) is the source of this 3428-nucleotide messenger RNA. Its product is annotated as sodium/potassium/calcium exchanger 1. Gene Ontology annotation, biological process: long-term synaptic potentiation; intracellular calcium ion homeostasis; calcium ion transmembrane transport. The record is from RefSeq and is a predicted model, not a curated record. Gene Ontology annotation, molecular function: calcium channel activity; calcium, potassium:sodium antiporter activity. NCBI's taxonomy places the organism in Eukaryota, Metazoa, Chordata, Actinopteri, Syngnathiformes, Syngnathidae. Gene Ontology annotation, cellular component: plasma membrane.